GUUAUAAUCUUCAGAGUAAAAUAAUGAGAGAUAGCAUUUGCAGUUUUAGUUUUGUCUUCGUGCUCCUAAUAUUGGCCCUUUGCUGGGCUCAAAAGGAUCCACAGUUCCAUGACAAUCGCACCACAAUUGUACAUUUGUUUGAAUGGACCUGGCCGGAAAUUGCUCGAGAGUGUGAGGAAUUUUUGGGGCCUCAGGGAUAUGGUGGUGUACAGAUAUCCCCACCAAAUGAAGUCAUUGUGACCGACAACUGGUGGGCCCGUUACCAACCGGUGUCCUAUAAACUCAUCUCCCGAUCUGGUUCUGAAUCCGAUUUGUCCGACAUGAUAAGGCGCUGCAAUCAGGCAGGGGUACGCACCUACGUGGACAUUGUGGUCAAUCACAUGUCGGGCUAUAAGGAUGGUGAUACUCUGGGCACAGCCGGUUCUGUGGCCAAUUAUGGUCAACGUAGCUGGCCUGCCGUACCCUAUGGACCCGAAGAUUUUCAUCCCACCUGUGAUAUAUCCAAUUAUCAGGAUAGACAACAAGUUCGAAAUUGUCAAUUGUCAUCGCUGGCUGAUUUGAAUCAAACGGUGCCCCAUGUUCGGGACAUGAUUGUUGGGUACAUGGAUCAUUUGACAGAUUUGGGUGUGGCUGGUUUUCGCAUUGAUGCUGCCAAACAUAUGUGGCCCGAGGAUUUGGAGGUUAUUUAUGGUCGUCUCAAGGAUUUAAAUACGGAUUUUGGUUUUCCAGCAAAUACCAAGCCUUAUAUUUAUCAGGAGGUGAUUGAUCUGGGAGGAGAGGAGAUUAAGAAAAGCGAAUACAACCAUUUGGGCGCCGUCACUGAAUUCAAAUUCUCCACCGACAUUGGUUUGGUGUUCCGCAACAAAAUCCCCUUGAAAUCUCUGAAAAACUGGGGCCCUGAGUGGAAUAUGCUACCCUCGGAAGAUGUCAUCGUUUUCUUGGAUAACCAUGACAAUCAACGUGGCCAUGGAGCUGGUGGUGCUGAUAUUCUGACCCACAAAGUUCCCAGCCUCUACAAACCGGCCGUGGCAUUUAUGUUGGCCCAUCCCUAUGGCAAGGUGGCCAGAGUCAUGAGCUCCUAUGCUUUUGAUAACAGUGAUCAGGGACCUCCUGCCCAUGAGGAUGGUUCCAUUAAAGCUCCCAGUUUUCUGUCCAAUCAGCAAUGCGAUACUGCAAAUAACGGCUGGGUAUGUGAACAUCGCUGGCCAGAAAUUGUGGAGAUGGUCAAGUUCCGCAACUUGGUUAAUGAUGCCCCUUUGGAGAAUUGGUGGGACAAUGAGGGAAAACAGGUGGCCUUUUCACGCGGCAACAAGGGUUUUGUGGCUUUCAACUUGGAAGAAGAUUCGGAACUGGAUGUGAAUUUGAGCACCGGUUUAGCUGCAGGUGAAUAUUGUGAUGUCAUUUCCGGUGGUAGGUUGGGAAAUCAAUGUGGAGGUGUUAAAGUCGUGGUGACCGAAGAUGGCAGUGCUGACAUAAAACUCCCCAAGGGACCACAAGUUUUGGCAAUUUCUAGCCAAUCAAAACUUCAAUGAGUUUUUUUGUUGUUGCAGAAGUUAUUUGAAUAAAAAAUUGUUUUCCAAAAUUGA
Molecule: messenger RNA, 1586 nt
Organism: Musca domestica (house fly)
Lineage: Eukaryota; Metazoa; Arthropoda; Insecta; Diptera; Muscidae
Product: alpha-amylase A-like
Exons: 3
Coding region: 24-1532 (502 amino acids)
Biological process (GO): carbohydrate metabolic process
Molecular function (GO): alpha-amylase activity; cation binding
Source: RefSeq, a predicted model, not a curated record